Molecule: messenger RNA, 921 nt
Organism: Glycine soja
Lineage: Eukaryota; Viridiplantae; Streptophyta; Magnoliopsida; Fabales; Fabaceae
Exons: 2
Coding region: 1-921 (306 amino acids)
Molecular function (GO): nucleic acid binding; zinc ion binding
Source: RefSeq, a predicted model, not a curated record
AUGGCAGGAUGUGGUAGGGAUCAGAACCGUGAUGUCCUAGACCGCAUCACAGCUGUGCUAGAAACUCUAGUGCAGGAACGUGAUGUGGAACCGGCAGAGUAUCGGGGACUCAUGGCUUUCCGUACGAACCAUCCGCCGAAGUUCAGUGUGGACUAUGAUCCAGAAGGUGCUUGGUUGUGGUUAGCUGAGACUGAGAAGAUGUUUGAGGCGAUGGGUUGCCUCGAGGAGCAUAAGGUCCCUUAUGCGACGUUCAUGCUCCAAGGAGAAGCCGAGAACUGGUGGAAGUUCGUGAAACCUACAUUAGCAGCACCUGGAGGCUACUGGCCUCAAUACCAAGAUGCUCGGAACGAAGAAGACUUAUGUGCUCAGUUUGAGAAUGGGAUUCGACUGGAGAUUCAGCAGGCAGUUAGCUACAUGCAUAUUACCGAUUUCAAUCAACUGGUGACGAAGUACCGAAUAUUUGAGGACAAGAUGAAAGAGAGGCAAGCUAGAGGCUUUGGAGGACCACAACGAAGUCACCCUUUUAGAGGAAACAGUAAUAAGAGGAUGAAGCCAUAUUCUAGCAAUAAGGCGAAACAACCUAUGGCUACAUCCAACAUGAGCCAGUCAAAGGGAACUGGGGUACAGUGCUUUCAGUGCGGAGGACCGCAUCUUAGGAGAAAUUGCCCACAACUCCAGCAGACACAGGAGAAUCGCUGCUAUAUUUGUGGCAAGGUAGGCCAUUAUCCUCGGGAGUGUAGAAUGACUGGGAGACCGACGGUAACUGCCAAUUCUAACACAGUCAAUUGUGGAUCUACUAAUCCCACAAGGAGUGGCAAUGUUAGCAACAACAACAACACUAGUGGUGGAAGACCAAAGGUACCCUCCCUGGUAUUUGCUAUGAGUGGAUCAGAAGUUGCUGCCUCCGACGAUUUGAUAUAG